This is a messenger RNA of Laetiporus sulphureus 93-53, 403 nucleotides long. RefSeq lists its product as uncharacterized. NCBI's taxonomy places the organism in Eukaryota, Fungi, Basidiomycota, Agaricomycetes, Polyporales, Laetiporaceae. The record is from RefSeq and is a predicted model, not a curated record. The transcript has a single exon. The coding region runs from base 124 to 360 and encodes 78 amino acids.
GAUGUGGCAUCUCUUUAUAGAAACGCGCGCGCGUGCUGCACGGGCAAUACGAAAUCCACAGCGGACAGCCGAAAAGGUGCUGUUACGGGUCCGGGGUGCACUGAGAUCUCAUUUGUGUUUGCGAUGAAUGGGCUGCUGGCACUGUGUUCGUCUCCUUUGUGCGUGCUCGUAAGAGCAUCCUUUCUUACAAUCUGGCCUAUUUAUUGCUGCAUUCAUACUCAUGGUGUUUCUUCAUGCGAACUCUUUCGUCGAUGUUCUCGGAAUAUCCUGGGCUGUAGUAACAUUUCAUCAAUCUUUCUACUGCACGCUAUCUCUCACAUGUUCAAUAUUACCGUUCAAUGCCUUAUCGUAAUGGAGUAGCAGUCGGGGCUUGCUACUAUCCGCAUCUGGCUGCUGUCCAGUU